AUGCCUAUUAACUCGCUCAUCAAUAUCGACCGUGGUGCCGACUAUGAUGUUGCUACUGUUGCUACUGUUAGUGCUGUUAGUGGUGAUGUUGGAGUUGACGCCAUCCAAGCUACUGAUGCAGAUGGCUCCCUGGUGGUUGAUUCCCUCGCGUCUCCGGCGGAACUCCUCGCCAACUUCAGAAACAAGCUUAAAGCCACGGCUGCUAUAGAUACCGUCAAUCAGACCCAGGCCAACGGUUUAAAAUUGAUGAAGAACGAAUUUCAACUUCUUGCCACCACCAAUGGAAUCUUCAUCGAGCCUAGGAUUGUGGAUGAACUAAAGAAUAAGCUAGUUGAACUUGAACCCAAAAUCUUUGAGAAGAUUUCUCGAAGAAGUCGAUUGGUCAGGCAGGAAGAAGAGCCUCUUAGACGUAUCAAAAACAUGCGUCUUCGUAGAUUGGUCGAACUCCAGAAGCAGAAAGAUGCACAACUAAAGCUUCUGCAUAAGAUCCCUAGUAAUAUUGGUUCUGUCAGUGGUCCUUCUUCUAGUUAUGUCAAUAUAGCGCCUAAGGAAGGGGGUAAGCGUAGAGCCAGAGACUCGGUCUAUUAUGAAGAAGAACCUAGAAAGAGGCGUAGAAGGGGCGGAAAUGCCUCUACCGAUAGUGAGAAUAUCGCUUCACGUACAUUCAGAUCGCACGAUGAUGGUCACAAAUUGCCCACAAUAAAGUUGACGCUGAAGCCAAGAUUGACUAUGAAGGAGCAACGGGCCAUUACCAAGCAAUAUGACAACACGUACAUUUCCAUCUGGAAAGACUUGUCGAGAAAGGAUGGCCCAAAGGCAUAUCGCUUGUUUCAGCAAUCUCUUCAGGCAAAGCAGGUCAAUUUGCGAAAGACCUGUCAAUUAGCCACCAGAGAGUCGCGUCGUUGGAAGGUUAAAACCACCAAAUCAGUAAAAGAUCAGACCACUAAAGCCCGUAGGUCAAUGCGUGAGAUGCUCAAUUUCUGGAAGAAGAACGAGCGUGAGGAGAAGAUGUUGAGAAUGAAAGCUGAGCAGGAGGCUAUAGCCAAGGCCAAGAAAGAAGAAGACGAAAGAGAGUCUAAGAGACAGGCCAGAAAGUUGAAUUUCUUGAUUAACCAGACCGAGCUCUACUCUCAUUUCAUUGGCAGCAAGAUCAAGACCCAAGAGUAUGAAGGAGAAAUGGCAGAUAAGAAGAUUAAAAGUAGUAACGGAAGUGUUACAGGUACUGCCGUUGACGCAAAAAAUGUUGAUCUUUCACACGCCAACAAGGAUUUCCAUAGUUUGAACUUCGACGAAGAAAAUGAAGAGGAAUUGCGGAAGACCGCUGCUGCAAACGCUAAAACAGCUUUACUCGAGGCUAAAAAGAAGGCUGACAGGUUUAAUGAUAGUGCACAAAAGGACAGCAAGCAGGAAUUGAACAAUGGCGAGAUGAAUUUCCAGAACCCUUCGUCUAUUGGCGACAUUUCGAUUCCUCCUCCUAAGAUGUUAGACUGUACUCUGAAAGAGUAUCAGAAGAAAGGUCUCAACUGGCUUGCCUCAUUGUACGAGCAAGGUAUCAACGGUAUUUUGGCCGAUGAGAUGGGUCUUGGUAAGACUGUUCAGAGUAUCUCUGUUCUGGCAUAUCUGGCCGAGACACAUAACAUAUGGGGCCCCUUUUUGGUGGUUACACCUGCUUCCACAUUGCACAAUUGGCAACAAGAGAUUACCAGAUUUCUUCCUGACUUUAAGGUGCUUCCCUAUUGGGGUACCGCCAAAGACAGAAAGAUUUUGAGAAAGUUCUGGGACAGAAAGAGCAUUGUCUAUCACAGAGAAGCUGCAUUUCAUGUUGUGGUGACCUCUUAUCAGCUUGUUGUUGCCGACUCUCAAUAUUUUCAAAAGAUGCGUUGGCAGUAUAUGAUAUUGGAUGAAGCCCAGGCUAUUAAGUCUUCUCAAUCGUCUCGUUGGAAGUCCUUGUUAACCUUCCAGUGUAGAAACAGACUUCUUCUUACAGGUACUCCUAUUCAGAAUAAUAUGCAAGAGUUGUGGGCAUUGCUUCACUUUAUCAUGCCUUCGUUGUUUGACUCUCACGAUGAAUUUAGCGAGUGGUUUUCGAAGGAUAUCGAGUCACAUGCCCAAGCUCAUACUAAACUCAAUCAGCUCCAGUUGGAAAGAUUGCAUGCCAUAUUAAAGCCGUUCAUGCUUCGUCGUGUGAAAAAGAACGUUCAAAGUGAAUUAGGAGAGAAAAUUGAAAUUGAUGUCUACUGUGAGUUGACCAGUCGUCAAAAGAAACUUUAUAAAAUGCUUCGAUCACAGAUAAACUUGAUGGACUUGAUUGAAAACAGUAAGAAGAUUCAUCACAGGAGUCACGGAGGAACGGAUUAUGAUGAAGAUGGCUCUGGCGAUUCUCUUAUGAAUGUUGUGAUGCAGUUUAGAAAGGUUUGUAACCAUCCAGACUUAUUUGAGAGAGCCGAUACGAAGUCUGCAUUUAUUUGCGGUCGUUUCGCAGAGACAGCUUCUCUCAUUAGAGAGGGAAAUCAAGAUCUCCUUGAAGUUGAUUACACUACACAGAAUACUAUUCAGAUGAAAGUUCCUAGGUUGAUCCAGGACGAACUUUUGAGUCCAUCUUAUGAUCAUGGUGAAAUAUACGAUCGGGUGGUAAGCAUUCCAAAGAAGUUCAGUAUUUGGAACCCAGAGAACUUUGCCAAAAGUGGAGAUCUUCUGUGUUUAAGACUUCUAACGGAUAGCGCAAACGAUUUGAUCCGGCAGGCUCACAGAACUGUUGUUGAAAACGCAAUUGAUCUACGCAGUUAUAACGUGACUGAGUCCUCUGAUCUUCUCUCUUCCCUCAAGUCCGUCCGGCGUAAGGUCUGCGAGGAUAUGUACCUUGCCACAAAUCGACAGUGUGCGUUUGAAUCAUGUCGGGCACCUCCUAUAGAAGUGAGAUGUUCAAAUCAACGAUUCACUAAUAGGCAUCGUGAUAAGCUGUUCAACGAGAAGUUUAGAGCAGCGUUGCAUCCAUUGAGCUUGAACAAUCAGUGGGAUUUGUACAAGAAAAAAGUUCCUUUGGAGAUGUGGCCCAAAGCAGAGAUGCUCCCGGAAAAGUUAUCGAAUGAAGAAUCAUGGUCCACUAUCAGGCUUCCAUCAAUAGAGAGAUUUGUGUUGGACAGUGGUAAGUUGAAGAAGCUCGAUCAGAUGCUCCCAGAGCUCAAGAAAAAUGAUCAUAAAUGUCUCAUGUACUUCCAAAUGACCCGAAUGAUGGAUCUCAUGGAAGAAUAUUUGAACUACAGACAAUAUAAGUACAUUAGAUUGGAUGGUUCUUCUCGACUAAGCGAUAGAAGAGACCUAGUUUAUGACUUUCAGACAAGGCCAGAGAUUUUCAUCUUCUUAUUAUCGACAAGAGCUGGUGGUUUAGGAAUUAACUUGACGGCGGCAGAUACGGUUAUCUUUUACGACUCCGAUUGGAAUCCUACUAUUGAUUCACAAGCAAUGGAUAGAGCGCAUAGGUUGGGACAGACCAGACAGGUUACUGUUUAUAGAUUAUUGGUUAAGAAUACGAUCGAGGAGAGAAUGAGAGAUCGUGCCAAGCAGAAGGAGCAGGUCCAGAAGGUUGUUAUGGGAGGUAAGAUAGAUGAGGAUGAAGAAAGUACAGAAAAGGAUGGUGUCGAUGAAAAUGAGAAUGAAAAUGAAACGGGUACUGAGACUGAGACCGGUAAUGAGACGGGAACAGAAACAGGCACUGAAACCGGAAUGGAAACAGGAACGGAAACGGAAACCGGGGUUGGGGUGGGGAUUGGAGGAAAGAAGGGAGAGAAAAAGCAGAUAGCGAUGUGGUUACUUCAAGAUGACGAUUAA
This is a messenger RNA of Brettanomyces nanus, 3828 nucleotides long. RefSeq names its product Putative DNA helicase ino80 (gene INO80). NCBI's taxonomy places the organism in Eukaryota, Fungi, Ascomycota, Pichiomycetes, Pichiales, Pichiaceae. Gene Ontology annotation, cellular component: Ino80 complex. The record is from RefSeq and is a predicted model, not a curated record. The transcript has a single exon. Gene Ontology annotation, biological process: DNA repair. Bases 1 to 3828 code for a protein of 1275 amino acids. Gene Ontology annotation, molecular function: ATP-dependent chromatin remodeler activity; DNA binding; ATP binding.